Messenger RNA from Panicum hallii, 1645 nucleotides. Its product is annotated as protein trichome birefringence-like 34. Gene Ontology annotation, cellular component: Golgi apparatus. The record is from RefSeq and is a predicted model, not a curated record. The transcript is spliced from 4 exons. Gene Ontology annotation, molecular function: O-acetyltransferase activity. The coding region runs from base 27 to 1499 and encodes 490 amino acids. Lineage: Eukaryota; Viridiplantae; Streptophyta; Magnoliopsida; Poales; Poaceae.
CAUGCAAGCUAUUUGAUCGUGCAUGCAUGGGUGCAAGGGUCGGGGGUCAGUUCGACGCCGUGAAGAUGACCGGGAACACCCCGCCGCGGAAGGGCCGAAGCACGGUCGCCUCAGGCGGCGGCGGCGGCGGCGUCGAGGAGGCGUGGCUGGUGGCGGAGGCGCCGGUGAAGAAGUCCCACGCGAGGGCGGCGGAGUGUGGCGUCACCGUCCGCUUCGGCCACCGCGGCCACUUCAACUGGUUCGUGCUGCUGCUGCUCGUGCUGUUCAUCGUCCUCGCCGUCUCGAUCACCAGCAACAACGACGGCAGCGACGGCCACGAGCAGCGGGAGGCGGCGACGACCGUACCGCCGCCGCCCGCCGAUGACCCCGCCGACGGCGAGCAGGUUGAACUUGUGGGCGAGUGCGACAUGUCCUCCGGCCGGUGGGUGUACGACGACGUGGCGUACCCGCUGUAUGAGGAGAGCGCGUGCAAGUUCAUGUCGGAUCAGUCGGCGUGCGGCAAGUUCGGGAGGACGGAUCUCAAGUACCAGCACUGGAAAUGGCAACCGCACGGCUGCGACCUUCCCAGGUUCGACGCGGCGCGGCUGCUCCGGCGGCUGCGCAACAAGCGGCUGGCGUUCGUCGGAGACUCGCUGAACCGGAACCAGUGGAUAUCCAUGGUCUGCCUCAUCGACACCGCCACACCGACGCUGCACAAGUCCAUGGCCGGCGGCAACACCUCGCUCGUCUCCUUCAAGAUACAUGAGUACAACGCGUCGGUGGACUUCUACUGGUCGCCGCUGCUGGUGGAGUCCAACUCGGACGACCCGGUGCACCACCGGGUCGCCGACCGCGCCGUGCGCGCCGGCUCCAUCGCCAGGCACGCCAGGCGCUGGGACGACGCCGACGUCCUCGUCUUCAACUCCUACCUCUGGUGGCGCCGCCCCACCAUGAAAGUCCUGCGGGGAUCGUUUGAGGCGGCGGCAAAUGCGGCGGCGGAGGGCGCGCACCGGGCGGCGUACGAGGUGACCGACAGCCUGCGGGCAUUCGAGCUGUCGAUCAGGACAUGGUCGGAGUGGCUCGAGCUCCACGUCGACCGCGCCCGCACCCAGCUCUUCUUCACGAGCAUGUCGCCGACGCACCUCCGCUCGGACGAGUGGGAAGCCGGCGACGAUGGAGCCAGCACUAACCACCAGUGCUACAACGAGACGGAGCCGAUCCUGGCGGAGGGGCACCGCGGGCGGGACACGGACCCGGCGUUCGCGCGCGCGGUGGAGGCGGAGGUGGCGCGGCUGGCGGAGCGCGGCGUGGCGGUGCGGGUGCUCAACGUGACGCAGCUGUCGGAGCACCGCAAGGACGCGCACCCGUCGGUGCACCGGCGGCAGUGGAGCCCGCCCACGGCGGCGGAGCAGGCGGCGCGGGCGCGCGACCCCAGCAGCGGCGCCGACUGCAUCCACUGGUGCCUCCCCGGCGUGCCCGACGUCUGGAACCAGAUGCUCUACGCGCACAUGGCGUCCUGACCAACGAAUUGAACUAGUAGUACGCGGUAGGAUGAUGAUUGCCAGGCGAGCCGAAGUGGUUCUGCAGUUCCAUUUUGUUUUAUCCAUAAAUUUUGGGUGUUACGAUGAUGUGCAAAUGUCAGGCCUUUCAUAUUUUUGGUCCGAAA